AUGAAGUACUCUGCUGUUCUUUCUGCUCUUUGCUCUGCCACUGUUGUGCUCGGUCACGGACUCGUUUCUCAGAUUGAGAUUGGGGGUACCCUUUAUGACAACUACUCGCCCUAUGUUGAUCCUUACUUGAACCCUGCGGUGGAGCGCAUUGGUUGGACUACUGAGAGCAACGGUCCCGUUGAGGAUGUCUCCAGCGCCGGUAUUGUUUGCAACACUGGCUCUACCGCUGGUGCCCUUAGCGCCACUACCGCCGCUGGCUCAGCUGUCAAGUUCUUCUGGACCGUCUGGGCCGAAUCCCACAGGGGUCCCACCAUGACCUACCUCGCAAAGUGCCCGGGCACUGACUGCACCACCGCGGACCCCACCACUCUCGAUUGGUUCAAGAUCGACGAGGCGGGUCUCAAUAGCGACGGCACCUGGGCCUCCGACACCCUCAUUGCCAACAACAACACCUGGACCGUCACCAUCCCGUCAGACAUUGCCUCUGGCCCGUACUUGAUGCGCCAUGAGCUCUUGGCCCUCCACGCGGCGGAGAACACCAACGGUGCCCAGUUCUACCCCAUGUGCGCCAACCUGAUCGUCACUGGUUCUGGCAGCGCUGUUCCCUCGGACACCGUCAAGUUCCCGGGUGGAUACACUUCCAGCGACCCGGGUAUCCUGAUCAACAUCUACUACCCCGUCCCAACUAGCUACACCAUCCCCGGCCCGGCCGUGUAUGUUCCUGGCGGAGCUAGCGCCUCCACUUCAGUUGCUGCCACCACCUCUGCUGCUGCCGCUACAUCAGUUGCUGCCACCGAGAUUGCUGCCACUUCUGAAGUUGCUGCCACCUCAGUUGCUGAAACCACCCCAGUCGCCGCUAUCCCCACCACUGUGUUGGCCAGCUCAACCUUCAUUGGCACCGGCUUCGUUGGCACCGGCCCCGCCAGCCUCCCUACCUACGUCCCAUCCGUCAGACCCCCUUUCUCCAACAGCACCCGCACCAUCACCCGCAGCCGUGGUCCCACUUCCAGCGCUCUUCUUGACGCUACCCACACUGUCAGCGUUCUCCCGGUUCAGGAGACUGACCCCGCCGAUGUUGCCACUGAGAUCGUCUACGUGACUGCACCCGCUACUACUGCCGCUCCCGCGACCACUAUCACUGAGACUCAGACCUCAACCAUUGAGAAGACCGUCAUCUUGACUUUCACUGCGUCCGCCAUCGAGACCGUUACUGUCACUGAGCACAGGCCUGAGUGCACUGCGACCGGCAGACACAGGAGGGGAACUUACUUUGUUUAA
Morchella importuna is the source of this 1278-nucleotide messenger RNA. RefSeq lists its product as uncharacterized. The transcript has 2 exons. Lineage: Eukaryota; Fungi; Ascomycota; Pezizomycetes; Pezizales; Morchellaceae. The record is from RefSeq and is a predicted model, not a curated record. The coding region runs from base 1 to 1278 and encodes 425 amino acids.